UCUCAGGGUGUGGACAUGUCUGCUGCCAGCUGUCUGCUGUCUGAAGAUCAGUUCUUGUGCUCCAUCUGUCUGGAUGUUUUCACCAAUCCAGUCGGCACGCCAUGUGGACACAACUUCUGUAAAAAGUGCAUCAGUGAGUACUGGGACACUAACGCUACUUGCCAGUGUCCCAACUGCAAAAAGGUUUUUGACACGAGACCUGAGCUGCAGGUCAAUAUUUUCAUCUCUGAGAUGGUUGAUCAGUUCAAACAGAAAGUCAGCCUCAGAUCAGAGCAACGAUCUGCUGAACCAGGAGACGUUCUCUGUGACAUCUGUUCUGAAGCCAAAGUGAAGGCCCUGAAGUCCUGUCUGGUGUGUCUGAUGUCCUACUGUGAAACUCAUCUGAACCCUCAUCUGACAACGUCACGUCUGAGAAGACAUCAGCUGAUCGACCCUGUGGAGAACCUGGAAGACAGGAUGUGUGAAAAACACGACAAGCUGCUGGAGCUGUUCUGCAAGAAUGACCAGAUGCUCCUCUGUGUGCUCUGCACCUUUUUGCAUCACAAGUCACAUGAUGUCAUUCCUCUGAAAGCAGAAUGUGAAAGAAAGAAGGAUGAGCUGUGGAAGACAGAAGCUGAAAUUCAGGAGAUGAUCCAGAAGAGACAACUGAAGAUUCAAGAAAUCAAACAGUCAGUUGAGCUCAGCCAGAAAAACGCAGACAAAGAGAAAUCAGCAGGUGUUCAGAUCUUCACUGCUCUGAUGGAGUCUGUUCAGAGAGGUCUGAAAGAGCUCCUGGAGACCAUCGAGGAGAAGCAGAAGAUGACAGAGGACCAGGCUGAAGGCUUCAUCACAGAACUGGAACGUGAAAUCUCUGUGCUGCAGAAGAGGAGCUCUGAGGUGGAGCAGCCAGAGGACCACCUCCUCCAAGGCGUCCAGUCCCUGAGACCUGCUCCACCCACCAAGGUCUGGACUGAGGUCAGAGUCCACCCACCGUCGUAUGAGGGGAGUGUGGUGAGAGCUGUGAGACAGCUGGAGGAGGUGAUCAGGAAAGACAUGAAGAAGAAAGUGAGUGAGGCUGAACUGAAGAGGGUCCAGCAGUAUGCAGUGGACGUGACUCUGGAUCCUGAUACAGCAAAUCCAAAACUCAUCCUGUCUGAUGAUGGAAAACAAGUCCAUCAUGGUGAUGUACGGAAGAAACUCCCAGAAAACCCAGAGAGAUACUCGUCCUGUGUCAGUGUUCUGUCAAAGCAGGGUUUCUCUGCAGGAAGGUUCUACUAUGAGGUUCAGGUCAAAGGGAAGACCGAGUGGACUUUAGGAGUGGCCAGAGAGUCUGUCAACAGGAAAGGACAAGUCAUAUUAAGUCCUCAGGGUGGUUACUGGACAAUCUGGUUGAGGAAUGAGACGGAGUACAAAGCUCUUUCUGGUUGUCCAGUCCGUCUCUCUGUGAGAUCUCAGCCUGAGAAGGUCGGGGUGUUUGUGGACUAUGAGGAGGGUCUGGUCUCCUUUUACGAUGUCCACGUUGCAGAUCUUCUUCACUCUUUCACUGGCUGCUCCUUCACUCACAAAAUCUUCCCAUUUUUUAAUCCUUGUCUGAAUGAUGGUGGUAAAAACUCCGCCCCUCUGAUCAUCUGUCCUGUCAAUCAUAGCGAGUGACAAACACUUGAUUUUGUGUGUUUGAUGUAAAAUGAUGUUUUUAGAGUCACCGCACGGCGUCUGCUUUCAUAUUGGUCAUCAGUCACA
This is a messenger RNA of Thalassophryne amazonica, 1719 nucleotides long. RefSeq names its product E3 ubiquitin-protein ligase TRIM21-like. The coding region runs from base 16 to 1632 and encodes 538 amino acids. The transcript has a single exon. The record is from RefSeq and is a predicted model, not a curated record. Gene Ontology annotation, molecular function: protein binding; zinc ion binding. Lineage: Eukaryota; Metazoa; Chordata; Actinopteri; Batrachoidiformes; Batrachoididae.